Messenger RNA from Botrytis deweyae, 468 nucleotides. RefSeq lists its product as uncharacterized. The record is from RefSeq and is a predicted model, not a curated record. Bases 1 to 468 code for a protein of 155 amino acids. Lineage: Eukaryota; Fungi; Ascomycota; Leotiomycetes; Helotiales; Sclerotiniaceae. The transcript is spliced from 2 exons.
AUGGGUUUAUUCGCCGCAAUACUCGGUCUCAUUGGCACUGGUCAAAUUGCCUUUACAGGAUACAAUCUCUACCUAUCCUCAAUUGCAAUCCCAAAGCUCCUCUCCUACGAGGACAAAGCUGUAAAAGCUGCAAAAUAUUCAAAUAUCGCCGAGGAGCAAUUAUUCAAGACACGUACCACACAAGCUGCUAGCGUUGGAGCUCUCCUCCUAAGCUUUCUAACCGCCACUCCCUUUCUUCUCUCUCGCUACAGCAGUAGUACGAUCUUUGCCCUCUCGGCAGUCAAUCUCGCAGUUUUACUUGUAACAAGGGAAUACGUAGGAGAUUUCUGGAAGGGCAAAGCAAAAAUGCCAAUUCCAGGUACCGGAGAUUUCAACGAUGCAAUUGGGUUGACGAAUGAAAUUAGAGCGAACCAAGUGUUUUUGGCAAUAAGUUGGGUGGCUUAUGGAGUUUUGGGUUUGUUGGCAUAA